Closterium sp. NIES-65 is the source of this 1785-nucleotide messenger RNA. The record is from the annotation of a GenBank genome assembly. Lineage: Eukaryota; Viridiplantae; Streptophyta; Zygnematophyceae; Desmidiales; Closteriaceae.
AUGCCCAUCGUCUCUCCUUCCGUCGCCAAGGUUCCCAACAGUGCUGCUGCUCCCACACUCACAAUGGCAUGUGCUGCCGUGCCCCUUGAUGCAACCUCUGUGUCAGCGCUGUUGAGUUUAGGGGCGGCUCUCGGGGUCAGAGACACAAACUGGCGCAACGGCAGCAAGUGCAACAUUGAGGGGCAGACCGCCAAUUUCAAGACGUGGCCGGGUGUGUGGUGCAUUGCCAAUGGCACCGUCCUCAACAUCGAUGUGUCAUACAAUAUCUUCUUUGGUCAGCUCUCCAAGCUCGUCUCCAACUUGCUGCCGCUCACCAGCAUGGCUACUCUUCGGCUGGCAGCGAACUACCUGACGGGCACGCUGCUAGCCAUGGCCACGCAGCUGCAGCGCACCUCCGGCUGUGCCGUUUGUGGCUCCGCCACGGGCGCACCGCCUUUCUGUGCUGGCACCACCUGCACUCCCGAUGUCGCUGCUCGCCUCGCUGCUGGCACCAUCAACAACCCUGCUGCCGCCCUCCCAGCAAUGUUUUGCCAGGCCGUUCUAGUGGAUGACAACUCUGUGCUGGCGCUGUUGGCACUGAGGGCGGGGCUGGGCGUGAGUGCGAGCAGCUGGGCGGUAGACUCACCCUGCAAGCUGGCGGGCAACGCCCCCGCGGUGGAAAGCUGGACGGGCGUUGUCUGCGACCUCUCGGCCCAAGUCCUUAGCCUCAACGUGGCAUCCAACCUCUUGGAUGCGCGCAUGAGCGAGUGGGCUCUGCCUCUCACGGGUCUCAAGGCACUCAAGCAGCUGUCAGUCCUCCUGCCUGCACACCCUGCUGCUGCAACAUUGCAUGCCCACCACACCAAGCCGCUUGCACAUUUGGUUGCGUAUCACUGUUCUCGUGAUUUCUCGCGUCCCACUUUUCUCGGGUGUGACCUCUUUCUCUCCGCCUCUGCCCUCCAGGUCUCUCAACUACAACUGGUUCUCUGGCCCUCUCUCCUCGUACCUCCUUACCAUGUCCACACUCUCAGCCCUCGUCCUCCCUCCAACUUCCUCCAUCCCCGUCCUCUUCUCCCCGGCCCCUCUUCCCCUCCCCCUUUCUCCAACAAUGUGCAAUUCAACUGCCUAGCUGGUCCCAUCACCGACACUCCCUCUGCCUCCCUCAAGUCCCUCAAUGUCGCCUCCAACCUCCUCAGAGGAACCUUUCCAGCAACUUCCGCCACCGCAUGUGAUGCUCGCAGCAACUGCCUAGCGGACUCCUCCAAGUGCCUCGCCUCUGGCUCCUCCUCCCAGAGGCUCUCCUCUGACUGCACCCUGUGCGGUGCUGGGAGUUCCGGUGCGGUGAUACGCAAUAGAGGGGUGUGCACGCCUGACACUACCGGGCCAGUGGCAGCACUCGGACCUAAUAGUGCCUCAGAUGCCCUGCUGCCCAUGCAGUGCUCAGGAGUUCGCAUUGACGCCACAGCAGUAUCGGUGCUUGGGAGUCUCAAGGUGGCGCUGGGAGUGCCGUACUCUGACUGGGGAGUGAACUCCCUGUGCACGGUGGUCAUUGUUGUUUCCGGAGUCAGCAGCUCCUCCCCUGGCCCGAGGGACUUGGGAGGCGUGCUGUGCAGCCGGCCGGGGCUGUGGGUCUUCUACUCAAGCUUAUUGGCUGGUCGCCUGGAUGCCUUCACAGCACCCUUCACUGCUCUCUCCAAGCUCGAGAACAUGUACGUCUCUCUCUCUCAACCACUCCUCUCUCUGUUUCCAUGCUCCCUCCAAAUGACCUUCCAUUUUGAUGGGUACAAGAGAAACGUAAAGGGGUGA